Messenger RNA from Drosophila kikkawai, 923 nucleotides. RefSeq names its product Insulator binding factor 1 (gene Ibf1). The record is from RefSeq and is a predicted model, not a curated record. Lineage: Eukaryota; Metazoa; Arthropoda; Insecta; Diptera; Drosophilidae.
AUACAUACACAGCUGUACAGAAUCUGAGCCGCUUGCAAACAGUACAUGUCAUAAAAUGCCACGAAAAAAAUCUGAGGACUUUUACAGAUUACACGGCUUUACGGCCAACUGUGAGCGAGGGAAGUACACGGCGACCUGCCACUUCUGCCACAAAGUGCUCCAGAACACCGCGCUGACCCGCCUGGCACUGCACAGGCAAACUUGUGAUGAACAGCGGCGCAAGGACUUGGCCACUGAGACUCUGGAAAGUUAUAUUGACAACCGGCACCAGAUCAAGAUCCAGAAAAUAUCGGCUGAAGAUGAAGACCAAUUGGCCAGUGACAACGGAGGAAAAGAGAUUAUAGUUCAGAUACAACAAAUUCUAGAUGCUACCGAUAAUGGAAAAGCUAAAAAAGCCCGGAAAUCUGUCCUCGUGAAAGAGGAAACUCGCCAAAGUGCUGAACCGGAGGAAGAGGAGCAUAUGGAAGAGCAGCAUUUGGAAGAGCAGCAUUUGGAAUACGAGAUCACCGAACCUGCUUUUAUAGACGAGAGCAAAGAAGAUUACAUAUUGCAGGAACCGCUGGAGGAUUCAAACAAUGGCUCUGCAAUAUUUUUGGAGCCUAGGCCCAGGAACAACCUGGCUGCCCUUAAGGCGGAGAAGAUGCGAGCAGAGAUCCGGCAUUACCAGAGUAAGACCAAGUUCCUCAAGACGGAGACCGACAACCUGAAACUCGAGCGCACCCUGGCUCUGCUGAAGAUUCAGAAGCUGAGGCUCGAAAUCGACAGCCUGCGCGGCUAAGUUCUGUGUCUGCCUGCAGAAAGUGAUUUGAGAUUUGGACUUGGAUACCCAGAGUGGUAUCUAUAUAGCAUUUAAAUAAAAAGGAUAAUUUUACUAUUCUUGUAUUCUUUCUUAACUACACGAAUUAAAAGUUUUUUAAAACAAA